This is a messenger RNA of Fonsecaea erecta, 1125 nucleotides long. RefSeq lists its product as hypothetical. Lineage: Eukaryota; Fungi; Ascomycota; Eurotiomycetes; Chaetothyriales; Herpotrichiellaceae. Gene Ontology annotation, molecular function: oxidoreductase activity. The coding region runs from base 1 to 1125 and encodes 374 amino acids. The transcript is spliced from 2 exons. The record is from RefSeq and is a predicted model, not a curated record.
AUGCUGGAGAGGGGCACCGAGCAAGUUCACGAGAGCUUCGAGGUCGCGAUGGCUUGGGCCAUGGAGGCGGCACAGCUCCAUCCUCCGAAUCGAGCCUAUCGACGCGUCGCGAUAGGAGUCGCUGUGGGAACUGGUCUAUAUGCUCUCUGGCAGGCUUACGUAUACUCGCUGAAACGCGACUCGUUUGUCGCGUACACGCUCAUUGCGAAGGAACCCGUCUCCUCAACCGCAAGCAUAUUUCACCUGGCACUAAAGCAACCAGACCACAAUUAUGAGAUUUAUAAAGAUGCUUGGAGGAGAGGGAUCUGGAAUGUUCAUUUCAAGCAGCCGCAGCUCCAGAUUGUCAGAGCAUACACACCAUUACCGCCGAUUGAUGAAAAGACCGCAGAAGAGAAGGGUGAAAUGAGGUUCUUGAUACGAAAGGAUCCACAUGGCGAGGUCUCCAGUUAUCUUCACAAGCUGCGCAUUGGUGCCGACAUCGAAAUGCGAGGACCUAAUCUAGAGUAUGAAUUGACUCCAGAGGUACGGCAAGUGGUUUUCUUCGCCGGAGGAACUGGUAUUGCGCCUGCUUUGCAGGUGGCACACGCUUUAUUUGAAGGCAGGAGACCAGCAGAGAGUGACGCGGUGAACAGUGACCGGAAGCUACAUAUCUUAUGGGCAAACAGAAUGCGCGAAGAUUGCCUGGGCGGCGUCAGCGAUGAUCCCCCUGCCGAAUCAUUGCCUCCCAAGCCCAGCUGGACGGGCUUCUUCACCAACCCAAAACGGAAGCCAUCGCCGCCAAUUUCUGAGAAGAAAGUUGUUAUCGUGCAGGAUUUAGAGGCUUUGAAGCAAAGGUAUCCGGGCCAGAUCACGGUGGAAUAUUUUGUCAAUGCCGAGGACUCAUGGAUCGAUGAAGACGCCGUUUUUCGAGCACUGUCCAGGUUCGACGACAAGGACUUUUCCACAGGAUACGCGACGUCCCGAGAACAGAGGCAAAUUCUCAUUUCUGGGCCACCUGGUUUUAUCGCCUACCUUGCUGGCCCCAAAGAAUGGAAGAAUGGAAAGGAAGAACAGGGCGCCGUCAGUAAGCUCGUCGCUCAUGCCAUCUCCAAAAACCCACACAAUGUCAAGGUGUGGAAGAUAUAA